GCUCCCUGAUCUACACUAUGAUAUCCCCAGCAAGCCAGUCUGCCUAAAGGCCAGUGCCUACACUUGGCUUUCUCUGCAAGGGCUGUGACCAGUAUUGCUAGUCGUGAUAAGUUACCACACAGCUCCUUCUAAGCAAGCACGUUUACUCUUAAGGGAAAAACGUUGGAGACAGCCUAGAAUAACAAUAAAAGAACACCAAAGGUCACCCCAAUGCCAGUCUGGGGUUCUGAGUUGGGAUGCCGAACUGGGGAGGAGGUAACAAGUGCAGUGCCUGUGGACGAACAGUCUACCAUGCUGAAGAGGUUCAGUGUGAUGGGAGGAGUUUCCACAGAUGCUGCUUUCUCUGCAUGGUUUGUCGGAAAAACUUAGACAGCACAACUGUAGCAAUUCAUGACGAUGAGGUUUACUGCAAGUCCUGCUAUGGAAAAAAGUAUGGACCUAAAGGCUAUGGGUAUGGCCAAGGAGCAGGCACGCUCAACAUGGACAGAGGCGAGAGACUGGGCAUCAAGCAUGACAACACACCAUCUCCUCACCGACCUACAACAAGUCCAAAUACUUCAAAGUUUGCUCAGAAAUUUGGAGGUGCAGAGAAAUGCUCCAGAUGUGGUGAUUCUGUUUAUGCUGCUGAGAAAGUAAUAGGAGCUGGAAAGCCUUGGCACAAAAACUGUUUCCGAUGUGCUAAGUGUGGGAAGAGUCUAGAAUCCACAACCCUGACUGAAAAAGAAGGUGAAAUUUAUUGUAAAGGCUGCUAUGCAAAGAACUUUGGCCCCAAAGGAUUUGGAUAUGGCCAGGGAGCAGGUGCCCUUGUUCAUGCUCAGUGAAGGAGUAAAAUCCAAGACUGAUCAUGAUUCACCGAGACGCCUUCUCUGCAACGAGGCGCAGCUUAAGUGUUACUAGUUACUGUGAAACUGACACUAGUGUAUUAUAAUAUUGCUUAGAUCGAGCUUUUACCAAAUACUAAAGCACUACAUAUUUCUCUAUUUUUCUUGUGCACCACAUGUUAAUGAACACUCUAUUAGCACUGUCAUUCCACUUCAAUAAAGCUUUGCAUAUUGUGA
Molecule: messenger RNA, 1058 nt
Organism: Terrapene triunguis (Three-toed box turtle)
Lineage: Eukaryota; Metazoa; Chordata; Testudines; Emydidae
Gene: CSRP2
Product: cysteine and glycine rich protein 2
Exons: 6
Coding region: 237-821 (194 amino acids)
Biological process (GO): muscle tissue development; sarcomere organization
Cellular component (GO): nucleus; cytoplasm; Z disc
Molecular function (GO): structural constituent of muscle; actinin binding
Source: RefSeq, a predicted model, not a curated record